This is a messenger RNA of Vicia faba (fava bean), 3291 nucleotides long. Lineage: Eukaryota; Viridiplantae; Streptophyta; Magnoliopsida; Fabales; Fabaceae. The record is from the annotation of a GenBank genome assembly.
AUGGCUGCAACUACGGUAGGAGGCGCUUUUCUGUCUGCAACUGUUCAGAGCUUAGUUGAGAAGCUUGCUUCAAAAGAGUUUCUUGAUUACAUCACUAACACCAAGCUCGAUCUCUCACUCUUGAGACACUUAAAAACAACACUGCUCACUCUUCAGGUUGUGUUGGAUGAUGCAGAAGAGAAGCAGAUCAAUAAUCCUUCUGUCAAACAAUGGCUUGAUGGCUUAAAAGAUGCUGUCUUUGAUGCUGAAGAUUUGCUUAACCAAAUUAGCUAUGAUUCCCUUCGAUGCAAGAUGGAGCAGACACAAGCUGAAAACAAAACUAAUCAGGUGUGGAACUUCCUUUCUUCUCCUUUUAAAAACAUCUAUGGAGAGAUCAAUUCACAAAUGAAGAUUAUGUGUGAAAGUCUGCAACUUUUUGCACAGCACAAAGAUAUCCUUGGUUUGCAAACUAAAAGUGCUAGAGUUUCUCUUAGAACACCUUCAAGUUCUAUGGUCAAUGAAUCUGUCAUGGUUGGUAGGAAAGAUGACAGAGAGAUAGUAAUGAACAUGUUGCUAUCUGAAAGUAGUACUAGCCAGAACAAGAUAGGCGUUGUUGCGAUUUUAGGCAUGGGAGGUGUCGGAAAAACAACACUUGCACAACUUGCUUACAAUGAUGAAAAAGUUCAACAACACUUUGAUCUCAAAGCAUGGGCUUGUGUAUCAGAGGAUUUCGAUAUUCUUAGAGUUACCAAAACUCUCCUUGAAUCUGUCACUUCAAAAAAAUGGGAAACCAAUAAUCUUGAUUUACUUCGAGUUGAGUUAAAGAAAAAUUUGAGGGACAGGAGAUUUUUCAUUGUGUUGGAUGACUUAUGGAAUGAUAAUUAUAAUGAUUGGGAUGAACUUGUGACUCCCUUGAUUAAUGGGAAAACUGGAAGCAGAGUGAUCAUCACCACACGCCAAGAAAAAGUCGCAGAUGUUGCACACACAUUUCCUAUUCAUAAACUAGAUCCCCUAUCAGAUGAAGACAGUUGGUCUUUACUCUCCAAACAUGCAUUUGGAGGUGGAGACUUUUGUGAAACUAAAUGCCAAAACUUGGAAGCAAUUGGUAGGAAGAUUGCAAGAAAGUGUGGUGGAUUGCCAAUAGCUGCGAAAGCACUUGGAGGACUAUUGCGUUCGAAAGUAAAUACUAAAGAGUGGAUUAUAGUUCUGAACAGCGACAUAUGGAACUUACCAAAUGAUAAUAUUUUGCCUGCAUUGCUCCUAAGUUAUCAAUAUCUUUCCUCUCAAUUAAAACGAUGUUUUUCCUAUUGUUCUAUUUUUCCCAAGGACUAUUCACUUGAUAGGGAGCAAUUAGUUUUGUUGUGGAUGGCAGAAGGUUUCCUUGAUCAUUCUCAAGACGGAAAAACCAUGGAAGAAGUAGGUUAUGAGUGUUUUGCUGAAUUGCUAUCCAGAUCAUUGAUUCAACAAUUGCAUGAUGAUUCUAGUGGGCUAACGUAUGUCUUGCAUGACCUUGUUAAUGAUUUAGCUACAGUUGUAUCUGGAAAAAGUUGUUAUAGACUUGAGUUUGGCGCUGAGUGCUAUGAAAAUGUUCGCCACUUGUCAUAUAAUCAAGAAAAUUAUGACAUUUCCAAGAAGUUUAAGACUGUCUACAAAUUCAAAUGUUUGAGAAGCCUUCUAGCCAUUGGCUCUAAAAGGUACUCAUAUUCUUUAUCAAGAAAGGUGGUCGAAGAUUUGCUACCCACAUUUGGAAGGUUGCGUGUGCUAUCGUUAUCAAGAUAUAGAAACAUCACCACACUACCCGAUACAAUUGGCAAUUUAGUGCAGUUGCGUUAUAUUGAUCUCUCUAAUACUGAAAUCACAAGCUUGCCUGACACCAUAUGCAACCUCUACUACUUGCAAACCUUGAUUUUAUCUCGGUGCUUUAAACUCACAGAAUUGCCUGAACAUGUUGGAAAGUUAAUUAAUUUGCGUCAUCUUUAUCUUGACAUGACAAGCAUAAUAGAGAUGCCGAAGCAAAUUGUUGAACUAGUAAACCUUCAAACACUAACUCUUUUUGUUGUAGGCAAGAAAAAUAUUGGUUUAAGUGUGAGAGAGCUUGGGAUGUUUCCUAAGCUACGGGGAAAAUUACGCAUCAUGAACCUGCAAAAUAUCAUUGAUGUGACGGAGGCAAGUGAUACCAACUUGAAGAGAAAAGAACAUAUUGAGGAGUUAGAGCUACAGUGGAGGGAGGAAGCUGAUGACUCAUUUAUAGAGAAAGAUGUGCUUAAUAAGUUAAAACCAUCACCAAACCUGAAGAAGCUGAGCAUUGAUUCAUAUGGUGGGACAAGUUUUCCAAGUUGGUUGGGAGAUUCUUCAUUUUCUAAUAUGGUGUCCCUCUGCAUUGGUAAUUGUGUGAAUUGCAUCACACUUCCCCCACUAGGGCAACUACCUUCUCUCAAGGACUUGCUGAUUGGUAGAAUGACAAUUUUGGAGACAAUUGGGCAGGAGUUCUAUGGAAUGGUAGGAGGUGGUUCCAAUUUUUUAUUCCAACCAUUUCAAUCCCUUGAGAAACUGCAAUUUGUGUGCAUGCCAAAUUUGAAGGAAUGGCGUCCUUUUGAAGGUGACAUGUUCCCUUUUCUCCGUCUUAAAACUUUGGAAUUAUAUAUGUGUCCUGAACUGAGAGGACAUCUGCCUAAUCAACUUCCUUCCAUAGAAGAACUUAAAAUAUAUGGUUGUGAUCAUCUUUUGGCAAAACCACCUACUCAUCAGUGGCUCUCCUCGAUAAAAAAGAUUUAUAUUAAGGGGGACUCGAAUUCAGCAAGCAAUACUGAAAGGAUCCAAUGCUCAUUGCUCGAGAGUGAUUGUCCGUGUCUGCUGCAAGAAAUAGAGAUAAGUAGUUGUCUUAUGCUAAAAUUUGUACCUAAAAUGAUUUUUAACAGCACCUGUCUUCGAAAAUUGAAUCUCUAUAGUAUUAGUUCUCUCACUGUGUUUCCAACCAAUUGUUUACUCACUUCUUUGCAAUCACUUCGUAUUAAAGAAUGUGAGAAUCUAACAUUCCUAUCUUCUGAAACGUCGGGCAAUUACACAUCAAUAUGGAGUAGCUGCAGUGCAGUUACCUCGUUCCCAUUGAAUUGUUUUCCUAUGCUCCAAAAUCUUUCCAUAUAUGAAUGUAGGAGUUUGGAAUCUAUUUUUACUUCAAAAGCUUCUUUUGUAGCUCGUCAACCCUCCAAUCUUUUGAUGUCCGUGAUUGCGAGGCACUUAGAUCACUACCUCAAUGGAUGGACGCCCUCACCGCUCUUGAAAGGAUAUCUCUUUGCAAUCUUCCAAAUCUGA